GAGCCCGGCAUUAUCCCCGUGACUUAUCGUGACCAGUGACAGGUGAAUCGAUCGCGUUCCUGCCGCAAAACCUCACGGAGCGCGCGGCACCCGUACGCCGUGCUCUCUGCCUCACAGUGCCAGGCGUUCUCUGCGUGUGUUCCCGGUCAACCCCAUCGUCACCACCACCGGCGCCGUCACCGACACAUCGUCGCCGCGUCUACCGUCACUCUCGGAGACGCUCCGUCGUGUCCACCUUGAGGAGGAGUCAAACGGCACGCACGAGGCUGGCGCAGGAAGUCCCGGAUCAGCGUCGACUGAGAUCUGAUCGGCGAUCGUUUUUCGCGCGCGCCAUCCCCUAAGGACUCCAGAUAUCCGGCCAGGAUAUACCAGGAUCCUCCAUGUCGAGAGUGGACCGGGACUCCAUCGGCGUAUCGGCAGGUUCUCGUCCCGCCGUAGACUCGCGUAAAUGUGCUCCAAUACGCGACUCCCAUGUGCACCUCCUUCUUCUGAUGUCCUUUUGUGCCCUGUAAACCCAGAGCGCACCACCUUGACUAGCAGUACGCCCACGCGCUCACUGACCCCCUGGCCCGAACAUGGCCAAGAUCCUCAACAAGGACCCCGUCACCUACGAGCGGGAACGCGACGGUUUCCUACGGGAACUCCACCACUUCCACGAGACACGCGGACUCCACCUGCGAUGCAUCCUGACGUUCAUCUAAGUCGUCCUCGUACCUCCCUUCGUUUCACCAACAUUCCUCUCCGCAUAGCCUCCUCGACAGAACCAUCUCUUUUAACGAGGAAACUUCUUGGGACACAGUUCAAAAAGUCUCCAAAAAUCAGUGGGAAUCAGAUAGACCUCUACCUGUUGUACGUACUCGUCACCGCGCACGGGGGAUGGAUUAAGGUGAACACGAGAAACGAGUGGAGCGCUCUCUGCGAGCAAUUUCAUCUGCCCAGCGGAUGCGUAAACAGUGGAGUUGGCCUCAAGCAAAUCUAUCUUAGGUAUCUCGACAGGUACGAGAAGGUUCACUUUCUGGGCGAGGAUGGCCAGCAGGCGGACGACGACGACGAGGACUCGAGACAUCGGAAGUGGUCCGCCAGAGCGCUUCAUUCGAUUCCGCUCACGUACAAUCAUCAUCAGCACAACGUUGCCGAAUCUCUUCGGGAUUACAAUGGUCUCUCGGCUGAUCUGUACAAGCCGUCGAAUUACGACAAGCUUGCGCUGUCGCUCCUGUCGCCUCUACCCAACGAGCAAGACUUUGCGAUCAACGUGUGCACCCUGCUGUCGAACGAGGGCAAGCACACCCUUAGACUCGACAAAUAUCCCCGGCUUGUAAAUAUACUUUUAGCGCACGCCGGUGUCUUCGACUCGCCCGGGACGCGACAGCUCUUCAUAGAGGUCUACUCGCGAGUCAGGAAUUACUCGAUUAACUCAUUUUGGUCGGACGUUCUCGACUCUCAGGACGUCAUAGAUCUCACGGACGAGAGGAGCUUCAUGAGGAAAGCGCACACUGCGCCGCACACCUUCUCCAGGAGAAAAACGUUGGAAAAGGAGAAACAGAGUAAGGCCAACGGCUUACAGGAUCCUGAUGUUGCUCCUAUGGACGUCGAUGGGGUAUCGAUAGACUGUUCAAGACUGGAGGAAGACGGCUCUCAGCAAGACGAGAGUGAAAAGGAUCAGAAGCUAAGCUCGAUAAAGUUCGAGGACGAGGACAGGGAACUCUUCUGCGUGGGUCGAACUUUGGGCACCCAGGAUCCAUACGGUCAACGUGUACUUCAGAUAGCGUCUAUUUUGCGAAAUCUAAGUUUCACGCCGGAGAACGCGGUGGUCCUGGGUAGGAAUAGGUGCUUUCUGAGAUUCGUACUGCUGUGCGUGAGGUCCAGGUGGAGCAAUUUGCAUCAGCUCGGUUUCGACCUGCUCGGUAACGUGGCGAGCGAGAUUAUCUUGAAGGAGGCUGGUGAAAGGAUAACCGACGUGGUGCUGUCGUGCGUGGCGAAAGGAAUCGACUCCCAGGACAGGUUUAUCGUUAUUUCCUGUCUGGAGGUGCUUAACAAGGUUAGCCAGCAGGACAGCAACGAGGAGAUCGUUACGUUUGGUCUGGAUGACAGUGUGUACGAGAUCAUAUGCAGGUUUUUGGCUCUGAGCGACAUAGCCCUUCUGGUAUACACUCUUGAGUGUCUGUACGCUCUAACAUCAUUGGGCGAGAGACCGUGCACGAGCGUCGCGCGGGUACGCGGAGCAAUCGACACGCUGGUCGCCCUGGUUACGGUGGAAGCACAGAGUUACGGACCAAAGGCUUGUAUCCUGAUGCGAGUCGUCGAGACGGUGUCCACCGUGGCAACACCGGCGACGCAUGUACAGAGCGUCGCGGUCUCUGCUCCUGCCGCGCCAGUCGCGUCUGUCGCCGUGUCGGUAUCAAGCGCCCCGACGACCGUGACAGCAUCGCCAGCGCCAGUCAGUCCGUCUCCCUCCAGACCGACGACACCAGCUGCGACAGUGGCCAAGUCUACGACGCACAAAGCUGUGGAAACGGCUAACUCGAUUCAGCAGCAGCACGCGCAUCAGCAGAUCAUUCAAGAGAAUGAACAGUUCGCUCUGGGAUGGCUGAGGGCUACCUUUGAACUUGCACCUGGUGUACGGAUCGAGCAGGAGGAAUUGUACAAGAAGUAUCUGGGUUGCUGUACUAAGAUUGGCAGAAGGGGCGUGAUAGCGCCACUUCACUUUCCAAGAUGUGUCAGAUCUGUCUUUGGCGGUACCGUCGGACCUAAUCCAAUAAAGGGCGAAACGUCGGGGAGCCAAUACUACGAAGGUAUCCGUGUUCGCGCGACACCCUCACCAGUGACUUAUCCCGGGCAAACUGCAAUUGGCGUAAACACAACAUCGAUCUCGACAAUCAACACAACUCCAGUAAAGGUGCUUCCCGUACAACAGCGUACAGUCAAGACCAUAAGUCCCGCCCCCGAUAGCACGGCCCUAGAAAAUCCUGCAUCCGUCGCUCAAAGGACCCCAGCCCCUGCAUCUCCCAUCCUGAAGGCCCAGUUGUCUGCCCCACCGAAACCGUCCUCCACUCCAAAUCAACCCCAGAAUCCAGUCACCAAGGUUGACACUAAAAGUCAGGUGUCAGUGUCGCACCCCCACCUGAGCCAAGCGCUGCUGGCCAGUGGUUCUCAGGGCCAGCAACCGCAACUACAGCAGCAACAACCUCAGCAAGUCCAGGUAGUGACCAAGGAGGAUACUCGAUGUGGCACUACUUCCAGUUCCAUUAUUAAAAGCCUCCUGGCUACCAAGGUAACGGUCAGCGGCGACUGCAUGCCCAGCGCCGCUGCGACUUGUGUGUCUGCCCCUACUGCCUGCGUAACAAACACUACCGCUAGCAUCGCAUCCAGCAUCAGUGCCAACCAGCUAAUAACCAGCAACCAGGUUGCUCAACGCCAACAACAGCAAAGGCUACUUCAGCAACAGUUGACUGGAGUAAUUCAGCCUGCUGCGCCUGCAGCGACACCUGCCACAGCGACAAACCCUAGAGGCCCUCCUGUUAAUUCAAAGCAUAAGCCAGCUAUAGCACCUACUCCUGCCAAAAAGAUACAAAGGCUCAACGGAGCUAAGGUCAUCGUGACUAACAAUUGUGACAAGACUGAAGUAAAUGAUAAUGAAAAUAUGAAUCAAACGGUGACAUCCACAACGGUAAUGUCUAAUUCCACGGGGAAUCACACGUCCUCGACGAUAAAGGUUUGCCGGCCGCCACCGUUGGCGCCGUUAAGUGCGGGAAAUAAAAUAAAUCAACGGACGGUUUGUACGCCAAUCGCUGAGGAUUCGGACUCUACGAACAAUUCCCUAGCGUCUAGCAGUGGUAUCGGUGGGAGUAGAGAUUGUUCUGGUGUCGGUGCCGAGGAGGAGAAUUCACUGACCAGUUUCGAAGGGAUUCUCUUGAAUGGUGCACCGAGUAAUUUGGACAUCGACGCACAGGACGACGGUUCGUCAAAGGACUCGUCGAGUUUGAGCUCCAAGGAGAAACCGGUUCAGAGUAUGAUGCUUGCUGAUCUUCUUGAGAAGAAAGUAGACAAAGAACCGAUAAUGAACGGCGUGCUGGGUAAGAACUCUGUGAACGAGAAGGGCAUGGAUCUGGUGGAGAAUCAUAUUGAAAAGGUGCUGAAGGAAUCGCCAACAGAAAUGAAGAUUAAAUCCGAGAUGGAGGAGAACAGCGUGAGGCAGACUGAAGUGUCCGAGGAUACGUUGAUAGAGGCUCCGAGGGGUAUGAAGAGGACAGCCAGUGAAUCUGACGAGGUCGAUGCCAAGAAGCCAAAGUAUUCGAACGGCACGACGUCGCCGGAUCCCGCCGUGGAUUCAACCACGGUCGAGUCCACGGUAUCCAGUUUGAAAUCCGAGGAUCAGGAUGACGAUAAGGAUAGCGAGAAGGCUACCGUUUCCUCAACAGCCGCGAACCUGUACGCUGCCCUUGCAGCAGACUGCAUAGAAGAUGAAACGGAUCUUGAUGAGCAGGUCGCUGUUAGUAAGGAGGAACCUCCGGCGGUAACAAAGGAGGAACCACCUACGUUCAUUGCUCAAGUAGAGCAGCAACAGCAACAACACCAUCAGCAGCAUCAACAUCACCAGCCACAGCAUCAACAUCAGCACCAACAGCAGCUAAUAGUGGCAGCCCCAAGGCAGAUAGUAGUACAACAGACCCUGCAACCAAACAACCAAGUAAUCAUUCCAACGGCGCCAGUGAAGGGUAGACAACCACAACCGCAACCGCAGGUAUUACUCCAGCAAAGUGCCGGGGGACAAUUGCAAUACGUCGUAUCCGGUGGCGUACCCGGACAGAAUUACGUUCUUGCUCAGCCGCAGACAGCGCUGGUGCAAGGACAAGCACAGACGGUGCUUGUAGCUCAAACGACCCAACAACAGGGAACUGGUGCAAAGACCAUUAUCAUUCUACAGCCACAAUCAGCCGCACAACCCAGCCCCCAGAAGAUGGUCGCCGUCACGCCCCAGGGUCAACAGGUCGUAGUGACGCAAGUCCAACGACCCAUUCUACAGAGUCCCGCCCUGGGAAACAUACCGCCGCCAUUGGUACCGACCUCGGCGACGAUACCACAGACUUCCAUUAUAGUGAAUAGUUCGGUAGCACAAACCAAUCCAAAUGCGAUGACAGUCACCAUCCCUGCGAUGGCGCAGCAGAGUUCCAUCACUACCAGUGUACCAUCCAGGGUGGUUACGCCUACGCCUGCAUCCACACCUCCGCCCACCAGACCUACCACCCCUCAUCAGGCAGCUUCUACGCAUGGGCUCAACAUCAAGCAACAACCUAUCAAGGUCAUGAAGACAGUGAACUCGUCGACGUCCAUGGAGCUGGAAUCUAAGCCUUCUACGAGUCAACAGACAGCCGAGUCCAAGACGAUCACCAUUAAAAUCGACCCUAAUGCAUUCUUGUGCGAGUGGCGUGGAUGUCUCAGGCAAUUCAAAACCGCUCACGAAGUUUACCUCCACGUGUGCGAGGUUCACUGUCCUACCGGUGGCGAAGAGAUCUUGUGCUUGUGGGCCAGUUGCGACGGUCUCAAGAGACGCAGGUUUUCUUUGAUGACUCAUCUUUACGAUAGGCACUGUAAUUCCGAGAUUAUGUCUGUAAGGAGGAAGCAGCUGACGGUCACCGGAAAGACGGAGAUCUCGACGUCGACUCCUCCGACGCCACAUCAUCCGGGUUACGCGCCUAAUGCAGCAUUCCAUGCUAUAAAAAGGCAUGCCUUGGAAUUUGUCAAUCCUAAGGAACUAAUGCAGAGGCCAACCAAGCCCGCUGCAGCCACCUCAAGCUCUUCUUCCCCCAGACCUGGGCAAAAUCCUCCGCCAGAACAGGAUGACAACGAAGGUCCGGUGACCAAAAGUAUUCGCCUGACGGCAGCUCUUAUUCUCAGAAACCUAGUCAUAUACUCCGCACACGGUAGAAGGCAUCUAAGGGCGUACGAGCCUCAUCUGGCUGGUGUGGCAUUAAGUAAUGUCGAAUCGUCCAGAACAAUCGCUCAGGUCCUGUACGAUAUGAAUGAUCAGAGCAACAGCAGUCACAGGUGACCUCUUGAACCUGGCCUCUAAGGAAAACAAGCUUUUUAAACUUGCGAGCAGCGAUCAACUUGGACAUUACGAAUUCUAGUGCAAAAGUGUGAGGCUGGUAGUUGCAAAAGAAGAUGAUGACGAUGAGUCCGCAAUGGAGCCGUCGUGUCGUUUGCAUCGGUCGUCGUCGACUCUGGAUGAAUUUCAGACACAAAGUAUGCGAGAACGACGAUGUAAAGAGGCGCGUUGGAUGGACAAUGAGCGAAGAACAGUGAAGAACUGCAAGGAAACAGGAAGAGGAAUAAUGAGGGUGAAAUUUGUGUACCUGCGCGUGCACACGGCUGUCGUGUGUGUGUGUGUGUGUGCUGUGUGUGUACAUGUGGAUACUCCUGGUAAAAUUUCUGUACACGGGACGGAAGUCGUGGAGUAAACAGGAAGACGCAGCAAUGUUCCGUAUAAAAAUAAUAAUAAAGAGGCCUAUAAACUUACUGGGCAAACACCAUUGCCAAUUUAGAGAUAAAGUAAUAAAACGAUUAACUGAAACCUAGUGACGUGAAAACAAAGAUUGUAGCUGAAGUGAUCCAGAACAGUGAUAACGAACGAGAUAAUAUUUCAGAUUUAAUAUUAAUAUUUAUUUUCUCAAUCAAGAAGCGAAAGAAAUGUUUUUAGUAAACGUGUACAAACAAACAAACAAAAUGAUCGGAGGUGCAGAGUUUGGAGGUGAUGUAGAACGAAGGAGAAGAUGGAGCAGUGGGCUUGAACUACGAGGAAAAAAUACUUUAUGGACGUUAUAGUUAAUUGUAAUCAUUAUUAUUAAUUAUUAAUAUUAUUACUACUGUCAUCAUUGUACGAACUAUGUUUCUUUUCUUUUCUUUUUUUGUUUUUUUUUUUUCUUUUUCUUUUUUCCAUAAGUCACCACGAAUCUAGAUCGUAAAGAAACUUUUUAUCGAAUGUAUUUCUUAGGAAUCUAUAAUUUGUCGCUUAUUAAUUGCAUAUUGCAAUUACAUGGCUAUAUUAUUGUCUCUCUUUGGUUCAUUAUUGAUUUAUUCAUAAUGUCAAAAGUUACUAAGGAUAUCGAGACACGUACUGUCACACGAGGCACCACACACGACUGCACGCACCAUGUACACGGACGAAUUAGUGGCGGGCGAAUUAAACUUCUGUCUUAAGAAAAGUAUUUGAAAAUCGUACCGGAAGCUCCAUGCAAUGCCUAACUUUAGCGCGAAUUUUCAAAGCUGAUUAUAUCGUGCAUAAGAUGUCCUAUCGAAUAGCGGUACGCCUUUUCUUUAAGAUCGACGAGGUGGGCUGGGUUGGGUGGGUUGGGAUAAUAUUUUACAGAAAUUCACAUAUGUCCACACACACACACACACACACUUACACUUCCAGCAGGAAUUUAUGUACAAACCUAUCAAAAAGUUUUACACAGAGAUACUGCUCCGCGUCUCGCAAAUUAAGCAAUGACUCCUCGACGUAGACCCCCCAUUGGCUUUGAGGUCGUGUAACAAGAGUGACCUUAAUAUUCCAUGAAUUGAAAGGAUCAAAUGCGGAUGCUGUAGUGACAGUCGAUAGAGAAAUCUCGAGAAUCUCGACAUAUCCUCCAUCCACGCGUAUAUAUUUUCUAUGAUCGAUGAUGCCGUUUUCUCGAGUUUCGUACGAAAAUUAAGCAACGAACAAAAAAUACGCCCUGGUCAUCGACGUUCCUGUUGUCAACGCUGACCUCGAAUUUAUCGCGCUGAACUCGUAGCUAAUUUUCUUUUCACGUUUCUUCUUUCUUUUUAAAGUGAACAAGGACCUGCGCUGUCUCGCCUACGGGAAUCUAAAACCAAUUUGUCCUCCUUCGUUUACCCGAUUUUCAUUCUGUCAUUCACUUCCCGAUACACUUUUCCUAAAAUCUCCUUGGGUUCUUCUCCGCUGCGUAAAAAUCAUCGCGCUUACAUUGUACGAUUUGCCCAAAUCAAUUAUUCAACCGAAUUCAUCAUUGAUUGGAAUCGAUUGGCAAUAAGGUGCAUUUUCAAUGUCGAAUUAUCGAAUGGCAGUCAUAAUUAUUUCCAUAAAAUUUUGUCUUCGCGCCUUUGCAUGAAUUACUGCGACCUUAUUGGUGGAUCGAUGCGUCAUGCUGGUAGAAUUGUUAGUAACAGUAAUUAGUUAUAAUAGAUCCGGGUCAAUUUUGUGUAAUUGAAUAUUCCUGAGGGUGGCACAAGGAAACGGAAGCACGAUGCCAUUUAUGUCAAGCUCCUGAUCCUUCGUAAAUUCGUAUGUUCACUGCGGGAGAGAGAUGGAAAGAAAAUAGGUAUAUGAAAUAUAGAAUGAAAGACAGUGAGAGAAUGAUUUUCGUUAUAUUCAUUUUAAUUAUGUCCGACGUCCUGUUAAUUAGGUGGGAACUGUCAGGUUGCAUUUACGUUUAUUAUUAAUUAACAGAGACGAAUCCCGAGGCGAACGGUAAGCCAAUCACGACGUUAAGAUUAUAUAUAUAUAUAUAUAUAUAAUUAUCAUUAUUAAUUAAUUAUAAAUACUUGUAAAUAAUGCCUGUAUUUCACUCACAAUGUUACAUGCAAAACGGAAGUGUAAAUUUUUCUGGAGAAAUUUCGUUAGGUUUAAACGUCAUUGAGGGUGAAUGAAAAAGUAAAAAAAAAUUGGACACGAGUUAUCGUACACUUAUAAAUACGUCUAGAGAUAAACGUUUACACACACGAAUUACACACACGCAUUACACACACAACAAGCUGAACUAAAGUUUUCUGUAUUAUAAUAGAUUAUGACAAAACGUAGAAGUUGCAAGGAAAACGGAUUUUUGUAAUUAUUUAAAUCGUGACGAUGCGAAAAUUUAAUAAGGCUGGGUCAGUAUUAACGAGCAGCCGAUUAAGAAUAACUAAGGACAUAAAAGUAUAAUAAUAAUUGACCCCGUGCGAGCCUCUAUUAUGUAUUUUAAUAUUUAUAUAUAUAUAUAUUUACAUGUAUACAAGGUACCGUUAUACGACGUACACGUAUAUAUGUGUAUAUAUAUAUUUAAAAAAAAAAAAAAGAAGUUUAAUAGCUGAAACCGUUUAGGAGGACGAAAAUCUUGCAAGAGGCUUUUUAUUUUUAUUAUUUGUAAUUACUUAGUUUAAAUGUUCAACGUUUGGUACGAUCAUGAGAGGAUUAAAUAAAGAGCUCUGUAAAGGAACGACGCGGUGAUGUAAUAAAUGACUAAAGGAAGAAUAUAGAAAGAGAAGAGGACGUGGGAGAGAAAGAAUUUUUUAAAAUCAAUCGAUAGCGGAAUGAAUGCCAGCGAAUGGUUUAUCAUUCUAACGUCAGCGUGACGUGUGAGUGAGAGAGAGAUAAUGAUAACACGCUUUAGAGUGUAAACCGAUCAAAAAGAAAAAGAAAAUUGAUAUACUGUCGAUGAAACAAAAAAAAGACUCUUUUGAAAUCGAGCGAUCGUGCACACUCCAGUCAUCGCCUCAUUGUCAUCACUUGUCACAUUGUUCACACUAGGCAUACGUAUAAUACGAUCAGAAGAAGAAAAAAAAAAGAAAGAAAAAACAAGCAACUUUAAUAUAACAAUUAUAUCAUA
Messenger RNA from Cephus cinctus (wheat stem sawfly), 9581 nucleotides. RefSeq names its product AT-rich interactive domain-containing protein 2 (gene Bap170). Gene Ontology annotation, biological process: regulation of DNA-templated transcription. Gene Ontology annotation, cellular component: SWI/SNF superfamily-type complex. The transcript has 18 exons. Bases 449 to 6049 code for a protein of 1866 amino acids. The record is from RefSeq and is a predicted model, not a curated record. Gene Ontology annotation, molecular function: DNA binding. NCBI's taxonomy places the organism in Eukaryota, Metazoa, Arthropoda, Insecta, Hymenoptera, Cephidae.